Messenger RNA from Solanum verrucosum, 1230 nucleotides. Its product is annotated as serpin-ZX-like. Gene Ontology annotation, molecular function: serine-type endopeptidase inhibitor activity. Lineage: Eukaryota; Viridiplantae; Streptophyta; Magnoliopsida; Solanales; Solanaceae. The record is from RefSeq and is a predicted model, not a curated record. The transcript has 2 exons. The coding region runs from base 1 to 1230 and encodes 409 amino acids.
AUGGAUGAAGCAAUGAUGAAGAAAAGAAAAAGAAAAGUCACUCAUACAUCUUCUUCGCAAGCAAAUAUCGAUAUGGAACAGUUUGUCACAAACCAAACGGACGUUUCUUUCAGGCUAACUAAACAAGUUUUCUCCAAAGAAGUUAAAGGUGUUUCGAAUCUGGUGUUCUCUCCUCUGUCAAUUCAAAUAAUUCUUGGUUUAAUCGCCUCCGGCUCAAACGAACCAACUAAGGACCAGCUACUCUGUUUUCUCAAGUCCAAAUCCAUUGAUGAACUUAAUUCUCUGUAUUCUCAUAUUGUCAACAACGUUUUUGCUGAUGGAAGCCCCAAUGGUGGUCCCAUUUUGUCCAUUGCUAAUGGUGCUUGGAUCGACCGAUCAAUGCCUUUUAAGCCUUCUUUUAAGGAGAUUGUGAAGAAGGUUUACAAGGCUACUUCAAAAUCUGUUGAUUUUCAGAACAAGCCUGCUAAGGUUGUCAAUAAAGUCAAUCGAUGGGCUAAAAAGAAUACAAAUGGACUCAUCGAAGAGAUCCUUCCUCAUGGCGCAGUAGACAAUAUGACAAGGCUCAUCUUGGCCAAUGCACUCUAUUUUAAAGGAGUAUGGGAUGAGAAGUUCAAUGCUUCUAAAACGAAAGACCAUAAAUUCCAUCUCGUCAAUGGAAGGUCUGUUCGAGCACCCUUCAUGACUAGCUGGAAGAAGCAAUACAUUAGAGUCUUCAAGGGCUUUAAAGUAUUGCUGCUUCCCUAUAAAAGGGGCAUAGACACACAUCAGAAGUUAAGCAUGUAUUUUAUUCUCCCUGAUGCACAUGACGGAUUACCAGAUUUACUCGACAAAAUCACUUCAAAACCUGGAUUCUUAGAUCACCACAUUCCGUCUAGAAAAGUCAGUGUGGGAAAGUUUCUUAUCCCUAAGUUCAAAAUAUCUUUUGGAUUUGAAGCUUCUAAGGUUCUAAAGGGACUCGGCCUCACAUUACCUUUUAUUGAUGGUCUCACUGAGAUGGUGGACGCGGAUGAGCCUCUGGCAGUUUCACAAGUUUUUCACAAGUCGUUUAUUGAAGUAAACGAGGAAGGUACAGAAGCUGCAGCUGUUACUGCUAUGACCGGUUGCUCAAUGAUGAUGGUUAAAGAGGAGAUAGACUUUGUUGCUGAUCAUCCAUUCUUGUUCCUGGUGAAAGAUGAGACUACCGGUGCUGUUCUGUUCAUGGGGACUCUGUUGAAUCCUCUUGCUGUUUAG